This is a messenger RNA of Ostrinia furnacalis (Asian corn borer), 7964 nucleotides long. RefSeq names its product Down syndrome cell adhesion molecule 1 (gene Dscam1). Gene Ontology annotation, cellular component: plasma membrane; axon. Gene Ontology annotation, molecular function: cell-cell adhesion mediator activity. The record is from RefSeq and is a predicted model, not a curated record. Bases 199 to 6180 code for a protein of 1993 amino acids. The transcript is spliced from 41 exons. Lineage: Eukaryota; Metazoa; Arthropoda; Insecta; Lepidoptera; Crambidae. Gene Ontology annotation, biological process: homophilic cell-cell adhesion; dendrite self-avoidance; axon guidance.
UGCACCCCGGACGAGUCGGUCGCCGCCGCUCGUCUUUUCGCGUGUGUUGUGGUUUUAAGUGUGCCUAGUGGAAGCUGCGCUGAACCAACACUCCUCUCUACGCAGAUCCGGCUGAGUCCGGCCGCAUAGCGGCCCUUUGGAUUUUGUUUUUUGUUUGUGAGACAAGUGAUCAGUGAAGUGUUAAGUGACAAAGUUAACAUGGCGUGUAUCCCCCUAUUUGCCCUCGUGGCACUGAUCGCAUUGGGAUCAGUGUCAUGCGAGGACGAGACCAUAGGCCCGAUAUUCAUGAAGGAACCCCCGAACCGAGUGGACUUCAGCAACACGACCGGAGCUGUGGUGGAGUGCGCAGCGAGAGGAUCCCCCGUGCCCGAUGUGAUCUGGGUGCGAUCCGAUGGUACUGCGGUUGGCGACGUUCCUGGAUUGCGACAGGUCUUGCCCAAUGGAAACUUGGUAUUCCCUCCGUUCCGUGCUGAGGACUACCGGCAAGAGGUCCAUGCCCAGGUGUACGCUUGUCUGGCCCGCAACCCCGUUGGUACUAUCCAUUCGCGAGACGUUAACGUGCGAGCUGUUGUCUCUCAGGCAUACACAGUCAAUUUAGUGGAAGAAAAUGUAUUACGAGGCAAUGCUGCUAUCCUAAAAUGUCUUAUUCCAAGUUUUGUCACUGAAUAUGUCUCGGUUGCUUCAUGGAUAAUUUCCGAAGGAGAUGAGGAUGGGGAGGAAAUUAAAUUAGAAAAUAGUGUUGAUGCAAUGGACGGAAAAUACUUGGUUUUACCCUCUGGAGAGUUGCAUAUUAGAGAUGUCGGACCCGAGGAUGGUUACAAAUCGUAUCAAUGCCGAACCAAGCAUAGACUUACUGGCGAAACUCGAUUAUCCGCUACUAAAGGACGUCUCGUCAUCACCGAACCAACGAAUAAAAUCGCCCCCCGUAGUGACAAAAGCAGGAAGUUCGAAGGCGGUGAAAUAUUUUUAGUUUCUGCAAGUGAAUCUGUCUAUUUGACCUGCGAGGUAGCUGGCUACCCUGCUCCGACAUUUAGAUGGUACAAGUUUAUCGAUGGCACACCCAGAAAACAACCAGUUACGCUCAAUGAUAGAGUAAAGCAAGUGUCUGGAACUUUGAUCAUUAAAGAGGCUAAAGUUGAGGACUCUGGAAAAUACCUGUGCGUUGUGAACAAUUCCGUUGGUGGCGAGUCUGUGGAAACGGUGCUCACCGUGACGGCCCCACUGAAAGCGACUGUAGAGCCGGCCACGCAGACCGUAGACUUCGGAAGACCAGCCGUGUUCACCUGCCGCUAUGAGGGCAACCCGGUCAAGACCAUCACGUGGCUGAAGGAUGGCAAGGACAUGAAGCACCAUGACCCUGUUCUGAGGAUCGAGUCUGUCAAGAAGGAAGAUAAGGGAAUGUACCAAUGCUUCAUCCGCAACGACCAAGAGAGCGCCGGCGCCAGUGCUGAACUUAAACUCGGAGGACGAUUCGAACCACCCCAAAUCCGCCACAGCUUCGGCGAGCAGACCCUUCGCUCCGGACCCUCCCUUCGUCUCAAGUGCGUCGCAUCUGGCAACCCCACGCCCGACAUCGCUUGGUUACUGGACGGUGAAAAGCUGAGCAGCGGCGAGCGACUUCAGAUCGGGCAGUUCGUGACGGCUGAUGGCAACGUGGAAUCACACCUGAACAUUUCUUCUGUGCACACCAACGACGGCGGCUUGUACUCCUGCAUCGCUUCUAGCAAGGUCGGCAGCGCCUCCCACUCGGCCCGCGUGAAUGUAUACGGUCUGCCCUACAUCCGGCCCAUGAAGAAACGCCCCGUAGUCGCUGGAGAUACGCUCAUCGCUCACUGCCCCGUUGCUGGAUACCCCAUCGACUCUAUUGUUUGGGAGAGAGACGGACGAGUACUGCCAAUCAACCGCAAACAGAAGGUGUUCCCUAAUGGUACUCUGGUGAUCGAAAACGUUGAGCGCAUGAGCGACCAGGCCACCUACACUUGCGUCGCCAAGAACUCCCAGAGCUACACUGUUAAAGGAAAUCUCGAGUUGCAGGUCAUGGUUCCACCGUUGAUACUGCCGUUCAAUUUUGGUGAGAUGCCAUCCAACCCCGGUGAUGCAGUGGUAGUAAACUGUGUCGCCACUAAAGGAGACCUGCCUCUUGACAUCUCUUGGACAUUCAGCAGUGAAACGAUAGAUUCGAGACUUCCUCGAGAUAUCUUAACCAUGCCGCUAGGUCCACGUGCUUCAGCUCUUACCAUCAACUCCGUCAGCGCAAACCACCAGGGAAACUACACGUGCAUCGCGCAAAACGCGGCCGCCCGCGCCGAGUAUGCCGCUACCCUCGUCGUCAACGUUCCCCCUCGUUGGAUUUUGGAACCCACUGAUAAGGCUUUUGCCCAAGGCUCAGAUGCUAAGGUUGAAUGUAAAGCCGAUGGCUUCCCCAAGCCUCAAGUGACAUGGAAGAGGGCUGAAGGGGACACGCCUGGCGAUUACAAAGACCUUAAGCCAAACAACCCUAAUGUAAAAGUUGAGGAUGGCACUCUUACGAUUAAUAACAUUCAAAAGACGAACGAAGGAUAUUAUCUAUGCGAGGCCGUCAAUGGAAUUGGAUCUGGACUGUCUGCUGUUAUCUUGAUCAGUGUUCAAGCACCACCCCAGUUCGAGAUUAAAAUGAGGAACCAAACUGCCCGCCGAAGCGAACCAGCUGUACUUCAAUGCCAGGCCAAAGGAGAGAAGCCUAUUGGAAUCAUUUGGAACAUGAACAACAAGCGCCUUGAACCCAAAUCCGACCCCCGAUACACAAUCCGCGAAGAAAUUCUGCCUGGAGGAGUGGUUUCCGACUUGAGCAUUAGAAGGACUGAACGAUCUGACAGCGCUCUGUUCACUUGCGUCGCUACCAACGCCUUUGGAUCCGAUGACACAAGCAUUAACAUGAUCAUUCAAGAGGUCCCCGAAGCGCCAUACGGUCUGAAGGUAUUGGACAAAUCUGGAAGGACGGUUCAGUUGUCUUGGGCUGCACCUUACGACGGCAAUUCUCCCAUCAAGAAGUUCCUCAUUGAAUACAAACGCGCCAAGGGCAACUGGGAAAAAGAUAUUGACAGAGUUCUUGUACCUGGUGACGCGACUGAAGCCGGUGUAUUCAGCCUGAGACCUGCCACCGCUUACCAUAUCAGGAUCGUCGCUGAGAAUGAACUUGGCACCUCGGAACCAUCUGAAACUGUUACCAUCAUCACUGCUGAAGAAGCCCCAACUGGCCCACCGCAAGACGUCAAAGUCGAUGCCAUUGACAAGCACGCUCUCCGAGUCACCUGGAAACCACCCCCAACUCAGGACUGGAAUGGCGAACUUCAGGGAUACUAUGUUGGCUACAAACUGGCUUCAAGCAACAAAUCAUUUGUAUUCGAGACCGUCGACAUCUCUAAGGAAUCUGGCAAGGAACACCAUCUGGAUAUUCUGAAUCUGAAAACAUACACGCAAUACGCUGUCGUAGUCCAGGCUUUCAACAAGAUCGGAUCAGGACCAGUGUCUGUGGAAGUCCGAGCGUAUACUGCCGAAGGCGCUCCCUCUGCUCCUCCCCAGGACGUUCUCUGCACUACCCUCACUGCCCAAACCAUCCGCGUUUCUUGGAUCUCUCCCCCUCUUGCUGCCGCCAAUGGACUCAUCAAGGCAUACAAAGUUAUCUAUGGACCCAGCGACACCUGGUAUGAUGAGAAGACCAAGGACACCAAGAUCACCGCUAGCAGCGAAACGAUUCUCCACGGACUGAAGAAAUACACUAACUACUCAAUGGAAGUGCUCGCUACCACGAACGGUGGAGAUGGCGUACGAUCCACACCUAUCCAUUGUCAGACUGAACAAGACGUACCCGAGGCACCACGCGCCGUGAAAGCUCUCGUCAUGGGUGAAGACUCUAUCCUUGUCUCGUGGAGGCCCCCAGCGCAGCCCAAUGGUGUCGUCACUCACUACAACGUUUACACGCAAGCACAGAACGCUGAACCACACCCCAACAAGGUGCCCGCAUCCCAAACGAGUUACUCUGCANCGAGCUAUUCUGCUACCGAACUGAAAAAUGGCCGUUACGACUUCUGGGUGACUGCCUCCACAAUCAUCGGAGAAGGACAGCCCUCAGCCACCGCCUCUUGCAGCCCAAGCGACAAAGUUCCCGCUAAAAUUGCUUCAUUCGACGAAUCCUUUACCGCGACAUACAAGGAAGAUGUAAAACUGCCCUGCCUCGCCGUUGGUGUGCCAUCGCCCAACAUCAUUUGGAAGGUGAAAGGCCAGCCCCUGGUGCCGUCAGAACGUGUCCGCCAGCUGCCCGAAGGUUCACUUCAGAUCGCCGGCGUCGCGCGUGAGGACGCCGGCGAGUACUCCUGCCACGUCGACAACCAGUUCGGAACCGAUACCGUCACGCACACGCUCUCUGUUCUUGCGCCGCCCUUCCCGCCUCAGCUGACCGUGGCCUCCUCCUCCGUGUCCUCGCUGACCAUCCGCCUGAAGCCCUCGGAGCAGCCCGAGCAGUCGCCCGCCGCCGGCUACACCAUCCACUACAAGCAGGAGUUUGGAGACUGGGAGACUGUUCAGAUCCCAAGCAACACUGAUACUUACACUCUGGAGAACUUAGUUUGUGGUACCAGAUAUCAACUGUACGUCACGGCAUACAACAGCAUCGGCACCGGCGAAGCUUCAGACAUGGUGGGCGCCCGCACCCGCGGCUCCAAGCCUCCAGUGCCCCGCGCGGCUGACUUCAUCGAGGUGGCCUCUACGUCCGUGACCCUGCACUUCAAGCAAUGGCUGGAUGGCGGCUGCUCCAUGAGCCACUUCGUCGUCGAGAACAAGAAGAAGGGCGCUGUUGAAUGGAACCAGAUCUCCAAUAACGUCAAGCCUGCCAGCAACUUUGUCGUACUUGACCUGGAACCGGCUACUUGGUAUGUCCUGAGGAUCACGGCCCACAACAACGCUGGAUUCAACGUCGCCGAAUACGAAGUCGCUACUCUCACUGUCACUGGUGGAACUAUCGCUCCCCUGCCCGGCAAUAUCGACGGUGACAAGGAACUGCCUCCCUGGGUAAAGGCCUGGCUGGAACCAGAGGUUUUGGUGCCAAUCCUGGCCACAAUCGUGGUAUUCAUCGUGGGCGUCGUGGUGAUCUGCCUGACCCUCGCUCGCAGGAACACGCCCCACCGCCUGCGAGGUCAGAAGGACGGUUACUACGAUGGUGUCUACAACGCAUCCCAAGCGGCUAUGGGCGGCGGCGGAGGCACCCUGGACAAGCGCGGCGGCCUGCGCGACGAGCUCGGCUACAUCGCACCCCCCAACCGCAAACUGCCCCCUGUACCCGGGUCUAACUACAACACUUGCGACCGCGUGAAGAGACAGGCUGUCAUCAUGGGCGCGCACUCCACGUGGGACCCGCGCCGCCACCACUACGAGCGCGUGCGGCGCCCGCGCAUGCGCCGCGCCGGCUCCGGCGACACCGUGUCCAUAGGCAUGGAGGACGAGAUCUGCCCGUACGCGACCUUCCACCUGCUGGGCUUCCGCGAGGAGAUGGACCCCAGCAAGGCGCUGGCCUUCCCGCACCACCACCCGGCCCACGCCGGCACCCUGGCCCACCCCCACCCCCACCACCCCGCUCACUCCCGCGCCGGAUCUCAAAGCAUGCCCCGUGCCAACAGCCGCUACGCCCGCAAGAACUCGCAGGGAGGCCAGAGCGCCAUCUACUCCACCGCGCCCGAGUACGACGACCCGGCCACCUGCGCUGAAGAGGACCAAUACCGCGCCCGUUAUUCCCGCCCCAUGUACGCCUGCGGACCCGAGUACGAUGAGCCUGCAUGCUGCGCGCCCGAGGAUGAGCAAUACACUGGCGCUUAUGGAACCCCCUACUCCGACCACUAUGGAUCCCGACCCAGCAUUGGAACCCGCAAGUGCGGCGGCUCUCCCGAGCCUCCUCCACCACCGCCGCGCAACGCUAACACCGACAACAACUGCUCCUCGUCCUUCAACGAGAGCAAGGACUCCAACGAGAUCUCCGAGGCCGAGUGCGACCAGCCACGCAACUACCCCGUAAGGGCCCACACUGCCAAGGACGGCUUGCACAGCGAGGAAAUGAGGAAACUCAUUGACAGACCAGAAGCAGCCACCCCAAUCCCCCAGCAAGCAGUCCACGGGCGGGGACUCACAGCCUACGAUACUGUGGCAGUGUAACCUGUAAAGGGUCACGCGACCACGCCGCGGCACACGGCCACACCUAGCUUUCAUUUGUGAACCUCCCGUUUACGGAACGUCGCUCCCUCGCUGAAGCAAUCGUCCGCUUAUUACUACACUCUCGUUCGCAUCGUAGCUUUUAUUUUCGCGCUCUUUCAAACUACUUUACGCCAUUUUACCAGCGACAAAUUGCAUCAGCGAGGCAGCGACCCGCGUGCCAAAAAUGUUAUUUCAGUUUUGUGUGCCGCCCUUUGUGUUGCUGUUUUUUUUACAUUUAUCCCAACUUAGUUGGCUGGAUUUCUUUUUAGUUUUUAACUUGAACGCGCACAUUUGUGCCAUAAACGAACGCAUGACCCACGAGUGGGCCUAGGUUGUCUGUAGUAAACAUGCCGAUGAGUGAUUUGUAAAAUUAAAGUAUAUCCAAUCCCUUGUAGACCCCAACGCGUCGUAGUCGUACCAAAAUUCCGAAAAUGAUGGUUGUGGUAGUUAUUUCAAAUUGAUAAAUUAUUAUAAUGACUUUAUUAAUGUGACGCGUUAAAACCAUAUAAUCACAAUUAUAUCGCUCGCAAAUUGGCAUAUUCACUAUAGAUAAAAUCCGUACCCUUCUCAGUGGAUUGGUACGUUACUGUAGUUAACCUUUUUUGAUCUUAUUUGUUUAGCUUAAUUUAAAGAAAGUUUCGAAGGAAAGCUGCUUUGGGGUGAUGGAUAAGGAAUCGAUUUAAAUUAAGCUCAACAUGUAAUAAUGUGAUAUUUUGUAUUUUUAUCCCAUUUUAAUUUGUAUUUUGAUAUACUAACAUGAUUGUUAUUUAUAUUUUGUGUAUGUGUAGAACGAUAAUUUUAGACUAAACGACCUUACGGUUGGAAACAAUGCUUCCUUUUUUACAAGAUGUUAUGUACGGUUUUCAUAAUGCUUUUACCGACCUAGCUUUAUUUUUUCGGCGUAAUAUUUUUCAUUGUUUUUUUGCACAUAACACUACAUAGGCUAAGAAUAGGCGUAAGAUUAUUCUAGUAAUUAAUCAACUCUUAUAAAAUACCUACUAUAUAAUCCGUAGCUAGUUAGUAACAUGUGUUAUGCAAUUAAAGUAUAUUAAAAUUAAUCAAUGUUAGUUAUACCGUAAACCGUAUAACAGGACACGCCCGUACCAUAACACAAAAGUUACCUAAUGAAAUGUAAUAUGGCCGGGUUGAAAUCGAUAAUAUCAUCCAAAACGUAAUAGACUAUACUACAGACACGGAAUUUAAAUGCUUUUUAAUAUUACUCUAGAAUAAUAAGGUGCAUUUUUAUUACUCAUAAUCGUAAUUUUACCCUCUAUAUAGUAAACUAUGCAAGUGACUAGGUGUAAGACACGCGCGUGUCGUUUUCUAGAUGUUUCCCUUAUAUGUUGUGCAUCGUCGUGUAAGCUUUGCAAGUAGGCGUAGUUAGGUUCUCGCGACUUCCUAGCAACAGGUAUCUUCUCUUAACCUUCCAAUUAGAAAAUUCUGAAUAUAAUUAGAUAAAAAUUAUAUUGAACAAAUUAUGUAAUAAUGAAUUAAAAUUCAAAAUUAUAACUAGCUAUUUGAUCGAAAUUAAGAAAAAAUACCGUAAGCUGAAUAAUGCUGGAAUUAAAUAUAUUCUGAGUGUUUUUGAUGGUUUUUGCUCGUAUAAGGUAUGUUUGGUUUGCUAAUAGUUGCAAAUUACGUUAUCUUCAAUAUUACGCAAUGUCAUAUUGCUAAACCGCAGCUAACUGUUUGUACCAAAGUGUUUGAUUUGUGUUGAAUAAAUUAUUCAAAUGUCAACUACAAAA